GAUAAGUAACUAACUUCACACGGCUUUAAUUGACGUGGACUGGAAAUAAUCGUGUGUAUGUCUCUAUUUAUCUGUUUUCCCCGGUUUUUCGUGUAAAAAUAUGGCGGUUACUGAGUUGACGAAUGCAUUAAAAGAUUUACCAAAUCGUGUUCAAACCGCCAGUAAAAAUGAGCGACGUGAAAUUCUACAGAAUGUCGCCAACGUGUUGUCAAAUCCUGGUAUCAACGAGAAGAUCGUGGGCGGAAUAUGUAAAGUCAUUGGAAUUACUUUACAUCGAUAUAAAGAUACUGCCUCACAGUCCUACGUGAAAAAUUUGAUAAUAUCAUUAUUGAAAGAACAAUCGGAAGCUGCUGUGAAAAAUAUGACGAGUGUUAUUUGCGAACAAUCCAAUUGGCAUAAAAAUGUUGUUCCAACCCAUAACACAGCAUUGACUGCGUAUCAUGCAUUAAAAUGGAGUACAUUAAUCGUUCAUUAUGGCUUAGGCAAUAAAGAAAACGAAUCAAAUUUCUCCGAAUUAUCAAAAUUAAUAGAAGCUCAAGCAAAUUUAAGCGCUGCAGCCAUAGCAUCAGGAGAUAAAAAAUUAUCAAGAAAAGUUUACACACUUGUUGUUAAUCAAUGGAACGUAGUCAAUGGUAUUCAUGAAAAAUAUGUGGAAAAUUUAAGCACUUUGGAAGCAAGCAAUGGAGUUAUUGUACUUGCAAGUCUUCUUAUGAAGUAUUUAGUAGACACCAAGCAGGAUGAAAUGGUCGAAAAACUAAAGAAUGGCACACUUGACACCUUUAUAAAAGUGAGCAUCAGCUGCAAAAAGAAACCUGAACUUUAUGUAGUCGAUGCUGCCGUUCCAUUUUUACAACGUGUUUCUCAUGACGAUUUCAAAACUCAUUUACUACCAGCCCUUCAAAAGUCAAUGCUUCGUAAUCCCGAAAUAAUAAUUGAAUCCGUUGGUCACAUUCUCACUGGCCUCAGUCUUGAUUUAAGUCGAUACAGUCAGGACAUAAGUAAGGGUUUAUUUGCCAAUCUUCAUUCAAAAGAGGAUUUAGUUCGUGACGAAGCGGCCGACGCUUGUCGACGUCUUGCUCUUCAAUGUUCCGAUUCAUCGGCAGUCGAGGAUCUUCUUGCAUCAGUUUUUGCCGUUUUCAAUGGUUCCGAGGGUAAACUCACAGUGGCAACGCAUAAAAUUUCCGUUCUUCAAGGCGCUGGUAAUUUGAGUUUUAAUUCCGUUAGCGGAAUGAAUGUGGAAAAACUCGCCGCUAAAGCUUGCGGUCAUUUCAUUGAAGUUUUGAAAACCGAGGUUCAUGAGAAGACACUAAUUCAUGGAAUUGAAAUGAUGACAUUGUGGUCAAAUAAAUUUGUCAAUGAAAUUCCAAAGAGUGUGAUUGAUAUCUUUAAAAUUGGAAUGACGGCAAAAACAUCAACAGCCGGUGUGAGAACGGCUUAUAUUAAAAUGUUCUUCACUUCAUCAAUUGCUUCGCAGUCUUCGGUGAUUGCUCCCCUUUUAACGCAAGCGAUUGGUAGAGCCUCGCAGCAAAGUGCUCAAUUUACAGCCGUCACUGAAGGUGUUGUUGCCUCUUAUCUUCUAUUAAAAUUAAUUUUCGCCGAACAAGUUGAAAAUGAUAAACAAAGUAUCCUAUGGACAGCGAUUGACGAUCAAAUUUUCUUCUCAGAAAAAUUUCUCUCCACCUGCAACGAUGAAAUACUCUUCUAUUUGAUGCAACUUUGUGAACGAUUAAUUAGCGAAUUUUCCGAUCGACUCAAUGAAAAAGCACUGAUUGGAAUUCAUAAAGCAAUUGUCGCCUGUCUUACAGCAUCAAAAUCUCUAACACGUAGACGUUGUGCUCCUUUGGCGAAAAAAAUUUUAAACGCCCUAAGCACAUACGAUACAGUAAAAUCGCUUCUUGGUGAAUUUAAUAAACUUCUUGAAACUGCAAAAAUUGCCGAAACAGAAAAUAAAGAAGAAACACCUGGUGAAAUUACUGGUCGAGCACUUGCCGAUGGUCUUCUUGCCAUUUGUUCAGGUUCAUUUUUAUUCGAUCAACCGGCAAUGGAACUCAUUAAAGAUUCAUUAAUAUCCUCUCAUCAUCCAGCAAUUCUCAAAGCAAAUCCAAAUGUUUGGUUUAAAAUAUUGAAAAAUUUUAAAUUUACUGUUGAUGAUUUUUUCAAAUAUUUUGGCAACGAAGUAAAAUGUAUUUUCACAAAGGACUAUAAACCAACGCCGAGCUAUGAGAAUGCUUUAGCAAAAAUUAUGCAACUUGCGCCUGAUAUGAUUUUACCGCCUCUUGUACGUUCGAUUGUUGAAAAAUUGGACGAUCCAGAAAUAUUGAAAAUAACUAAGGAUGAAUAUUUUACUUAUUUGACGCCUGAGGGUGAAUUAUUUGACAAAAGUGUUUUGCCAGGAAAUGAUGAUGAUAUUCUCAGUUCAAUGAAUAUGAAGAGAGAGAGCAAGGUUUAUUCAUUUAAGGAACAACAGGAGGAACUUCAAUUGAGAAGGGAAUUGUAUGAGAAACAGAAAAAGGAGGGGAAAAUUAAGGAACCAAAACUUACACCAAAGCAGGAGGAAGCUUUGAAGGUUCAAUUCGCCAAGGAAACGGCAAUAAGAAAACGUCUCACGACUCUAAAUGCAAAAAUCCUAGACGUAGUCUCAUUGAUAAAUGGCCUCCUAAGAGGAAAUCGAACCGAAUUAUCCCUCUAUCUAAAAGAUCUUUUACCGGCGAUUUUAAAAAAUUUAUCCUCUCCCCUAGCCGCGCCUACAAUGUCCGAAAUUUUUCUCCUUCUAAAAAAAACCGUAACAAUAUCAAGUGAUUCAACUCUCAGCGAUUUAGUAGCCCACGUGACACUUCGUCAAUUUCAACCACAGUGCGAUUUAGAUCCCGCAUGGGAGGAAGAAUCCCUGGACAAAGCAGUAAAAAGAACGUUGCACUUUAUUCACCAUCACAUUGUCAAGCAGAAGGAAUUAUUUUCCGCUCCUGCAUUCUGUUACGUGUUUCCCUUUGUAAACAAGACUCUUUUGUUUUGUAAGGACGAUGGAAUGAUCACACAAGGUUUACAAGUGAUUCAGGAUCAAGCGAAACAACGAGGCGACGACGUGACUAAUGUAAAAGAUCUCCGACAUCCACGUUUAUUGCCUAGGAAACAGAUUUUCGAUUUGUUAAUUGAGCUGAUGAGUAGUACAACAGGAAGAGUGCAAUCGCAUGCUGUGGCAACUUUAUUGGAUGUCGCAAAUUCUGGAAGUGGUGUCGAUUCAGCGGCUUUGGCAACGAGUGAAGAAAUUGAUUCCUUAACGGGAGCAUUGCAAAAUUCGCUGCCAGCGGUUAGGGACGCGGCACUUCGAGGUCUUGUCGUUGUACAUAGAGCUUUUUCAAAUAAGGAGGAUUAUCCCGAUUUAAUUAGACUUACGCGAAGAAUUUGGGUUGCCCGUUCGGAUAUCUGUGAGGAGAAUAAGGAACUUGCUAAGGAAUUAUGGGAGAAAGCGGGUUUGGAGGCGAAGAGUGAAAUACUUUGCUGCGAUCUUAUUCAGGAUGUUGCGCAUCCCGUUGAACCGAUACAACAAGCUGCUGCCUGUGCCCUUGCGGAAUUAUUAAAUCGCGAUUCGUAUCUAAUGCCGAAUAUUCUUGAACUUUUGUUAGAGCUCUAUCAAGAGAAGUUAGCGAUGAUACCACCGAAAUUGAACGAUUUCGGUAGAGUUGUAGAGCAGCCAAUCGAUACAUGGGGACCGAGAAGAGGAGUUGCUUUAGCCCUCGCGCAACUUGCUCCUCUCUUGACUCCGGAGACAAUACAUCGUUUAGUUCAAUUUUUUGUUUCUACGGGUUUGGGAGACCGUAAUCCCUCGGUUAGGAAUGAAAUGUUAACAGCUGCGGUUGCUGCGGUGGAUCUUCACGGUAAGGCGAAUAUCACUUCACUUCUGCCUGUUUUCGAGGAUUUUAUGGAUAAGGCUCCGAAAAUUGGUAGUUUUGAUUCGAUAAAACAGUCGGUGGUGAUAUUAAUGGGUUCGUUGGCGCGGCAUUUGGAGAAGGAUGACGCGCGAAUUAAACCAAUUGUUAUGAGAUUGAUAGCGGCGCUUUCGACCCCUUCGCAACAAGUGCAGGAAGCAGUGGCCAAUUGUCUUCCGCAUUUGGUGCCGUCGAUUAAGGAAGACGCACCGAAGAUCGUUGAUAAACUGAUGGAUCAAUUAUUGAAGUCUGAUAAAUACGGAGAGCGUAAGGGAGCGGCUUAUGGACUCGCGGGACUUAUCAAAGGAAUGGGAAUAUUGGCUUUGAAACAAUUGGAUAUAAUGACGACGCUAACGAAUGCGAUACAGGAUAAGAAGAAUUAUCGACAUCGAGAAGGAGCUUUGUUUGCGUUCGAAAUGCUGUGUAUGAUGUUGGGAAGGCUCUUUGAGCCGUAUAUAGUCCAUGUGCUACCGCAUCUACUUCUUUGUUUCGGUGAUUCGAGUCAGUAUGUUCGAGCAGCUACCGAUGAUACAGCUAGAGUGGUAAUGAGCAAACUUUCAGCUCAUGGUGUAAAAUUAGUUUUGCCGAGUUUGUUAGCAGCUUUGGAGGAGGAUUCAUGGAGAACAAAAACCGGAAGUGUUGAACUAUUGGGAGCGAUGGCUUACUGUGCACCAAAACAAUUGAGUAGUUGUCUGCCUAGCAUUGUACCGAAAUUAAUUGAAGUAUUAAGUGAUUCGCAUACAAAAGUUCAAGAAGCCGGAGCUGAGGCUUUGAAAGUAAUUGGUAGUGUUAUUCGUAAUCCGGAAAUUCAGGCAAUUGUUCCAGUUUUAUUAAAAGCGCUUCAGGAUCCUUCGAGAAAGACAGCGACUUGUUUGCAGACUCUUUUAGAUACGCAGUUUGUUCAUUUUAUCGACGCACCAUCAUUGGCGUUAAUAAUGCCAGUUGUUCAACGCGCUUUUAUGGAUCGUUCGACUGAGACUCGAAAAAUGGCGGCGCAAAUUAUUGGCAAUAUGUAUUCGCUUACGGAUCAAAAGGAUUUGACACCGUAUUUACCGACAAUUAUACCGGGACUUAAGACGAGUUUAUUGGAUCCAGUGCCGGAAGUUCGGAGUGUUUCGGCGAGAGCAUUGGGUGCAAUGGUUCGAGGAAUGGGUGAAUCUAGUUUUGAGGAUCUUUUACCGUGGUUGAUGCAGACUUUGACUUCGGAAACAAGUAGUGUUGAUAGAUCGGGAGCAGCGCAGGGAUUAUCGGAAGUUGUUCGUGGUUUGGGAGUUGAGAAAUUGCAUAAAUUAAUGCCGGAAAUUAUUAGCACAGCCGAGAGGACUGACAUUGCUCCACAUGUGAAGGAUGGGUAUAUUAUGAUGUUUAUCUACAUGCCUUCGGCGUUUACAACGGAAUUUACGCCCUAUAUUGGACAGAUUAUAAAUCCGAUUUUAAAGGCCCUGGCUGAUGAGAAUGAAUAUGUUAGGGAAACGGCAUUAAAAGCUGGACAGAGAAUAGUUACACUCUAUGCAGAUUCGGCGAUUAUGUUACUAUUACCAGAAUUGGAGAAGGGAUUAUUUGACGAUAAUUGGAGAAUUCGGUAUUCGUCGGUACAGUUACUUGGUGAUCUUCUUUAUCGAAUUUCGGGGGUUUCUGGCAAAAUGUCCACGGAAACGGCGAGUGAGGAUGAUAAUUUUGGAACGGAACAGUCACAUAUGGCUAUUAUCAAGGCGUUGGGUGCGGAAAGAAGGAAUCGAGUAUUGGCUGGUCUGUACAUGGGACGUUCGGAUGUGGCUUUAAUGGUCCGUCAAGCGGCACUUCACGUUUGGAAAGUGGUUGUGACAAAUACUCCAAAGACCUUGAGGGAAAUACUCCCAACGUUGUUUAGCUUACUGCUGGGAUGUUUGGCAAGUACAAGUUUUGAUAAACGUCAGGUUGCAGCAAGAACAUUGGGUGAUUUGGUUAGAAAACUCGGUGAAAGAGUGCUGCCGGAAAUAAUUCCAAUUUUAGAAAGGGGUUUACAGAGCGAGCAAGCUGAUCAACGACAGGGUGUUUGUAUUGGACUUUCGGAAAUAAUGGCGAGUACAAGUAAAGAUAUGGUUUUGACAUUUGUCAAUAGUUUGGUUCCAACGGUGAGAAAAGCAUUAUGUGAUCCAUUGCCGGAGGUUCGUCAAGCAGCGGCGAAAACAUUUGAUAGUUUACACACAACAGUGGGUGUUAGGGCAUUGGACGAUAUUUUGCCGACUAUGUUGGUACAAUUGAAUUCUUCGAAUCAAGAGGAGGCGGAAAAUACACUUGAUGGUUUGCGUCAGGUGAUGGCGAUUAAAUCACGUGUUGUUCUUCCGUAUUUGGUGCCUCAAUUGACAUCGCCACCUGUUAAUACUAAGGCAUUGUCGAUUUUGGUGAGCGUUGCCGGCGAAGCAUUAACGAGAUUUCUUCAUAAAAUUCUCCCAGCACUUUUGACAGCGUUGUCUAGCUCGCAGGGUACUGCAAAUGAAAUGCAAGAAUUGGAAUACUGUCAGGCGGUGAUUUUAUCCGUUACGGAUGAAACUGGAGUAAGAACGGUGAUGGAUCAAUUGAUGGAUGCAACGAGAUCAAAGGAAACGCCAAUUAGACGAAGUGCUGCAACACUUUUGUGUGCAUUUUGCCGUGAUACAAGGGCUGAUUACAGUCAAUAUGUUCCUCAACUUUUAAGGGGGCUUAUUCAUCUUUUUACCGAUGAGGAUCGAGAUGUUCUACAAAUGAGUUGGGAGGCCCUAACUGCUGUUAUAAAGACUGUUCCAGCGCAUGAGCAAAUUAAUUAUGUACAAGACAUAAGACAGGCGGUACGUUUUGCAGCAUCUGAUCUUAAGGGUCAAGAUAUGUUGCCUGGUUUUUGUCUUCCCAAGGGAAUAACACCUAUUUUACCAAUAUUCCGCGAAGCUAUACUCAAUGGUGUACCGGAAGUUAAAGAACAAGCGGCUCAGGGUCUUGGUGAAGUUAUUAAACUCACAAGUGCAACGGCUUUACAACCAAGUGUUGUACACAUUACAGGACCGUUGAUAAGAAUUUUGGGCGAUCGUUUUAAUUGGAGUGUGAAAGCUGCUGUUUUGGAGACACUUGCAAUUUUAUUGGGAAAAGUUGGUGUGAUGUUGAAACAAUUUUUACCACAAUUACAAACAACAUUUUUGAAAGCACUUAAUGAUAGUAAUCGACAAGUUAGACUCAAGGCAGCGUAUGCUCUCAGUAAUCUUAUUGUUAUUCACACGAGAACUGAUCCUUUGUUUGCGGAAUUACACAGUGGAAUUAAAACCGCCGAUGAUCCAUCAAUUAGGGAAACAAUGCUACAGGCGCUUCGUGGAGUAAUAACUCCGGCCGGUGACAAAAUGACGGAACCAUUAAAGAAACAGGUGCUUGUCACUUUAACGGGAAUGUUGGGGCAUCCUGAGGAUGUGACGAGAAGUGCAGUUGCUGGUUGCUAUGGAGCUCUUGUUCGUUGGUUAAAUCCAGAUCAAUUGACAUCGGCAAUAAAUGAUAAUUUAUUGUCAAAUGAUGUUAAUGCCGAUUGGAUGCUUCGACAUGGACGUUCAGCGGCACUUUUUGUCACUCUCAAAGAAUCGCCAUUAACAAUUUACACGGAAAAUAAUAAAGAUCGUAUUUGUAAAGUUAUACUUACGCAUUUGUCCGCUGAUCGAACACAAAUUGCCAUGAAUGGAGUGCGUGCUUGUGGUUAUCUAUUUCAAUAUCUGAUGCUUGAGGGACUACCAAUUCCUUCGCAAAUAAUGACACCAUUCGUUAGGUCAAUGAAUAACAACAGCAAUGACGUUAAACAAUUAUUGGCAAGAGUUUGUAUUCAUCUUGCUCGAAAUGUAUCGUCUGAAAAAAUGUCACCUGAAUUGUUAAAAUCACUUCUUCCAAUGUUGGUGAAUGGUACAAAGGAAAAAAAUGGUUACGUAAAGGCUAAUAGUGAAUUGGCACUCAUUGCAGUUUUAAGGUUAAAACAAGGCGAUGAGGAACAUCAGCGUUGUGUCGCUCUUCUUGACGCCGGAGCGAAGGAAUCCCUCACUGAUGUUGUCAGCAAAGUUCUACGUAAGGUCCUCUCGCAGCCAGAAGGCAAAAUUGAGGAAUUGGACGAUACGUUACUCACAUGAGAGAUAUUGCAUUUUCUGGGGCUUUAUAAUCCUCAAUUCUCUUCUGUUUCCAAUUGGAAAAACAAUUUCCCCCAAUCCAAUUAUCAUCAUCAUCAUCAUCAUCAUAAUUCGUACUUGACGCGUCCUUUUUCCAUUCGAAAUGAAAAAUUUAUCACCUCCUAUAUAAUGAAACAAUUCAAUGAUAUCAGAUGUAAUUCAUUAUCAAUGGCACAUAAAUUAAUAAAAUUACGUGGCUUAUUGAAUUGUUCAAAUAACAUUGAGGAAAAUCCAACAAUUAAUAAUGAAGAAAAUCAUUUAAUAAUGGAAAAUAACAAUUUACCAGGUAUGUGUCAUUAUUUAAUGAAUGUGAAUAAUAAUGAAAAUAUUCACAAUUCAUAUUCGACUGAAAAAUUUGUGUCCUUGACUCAAUUUAUUAUAAUUAAAGAUUUAACAACGUUUAAAGAUUUUUUAUCACUUAAUUAUUAUUAUCAUUUAAGAAAUGAAAAUCGUUUAAUUGACAUUAAUUUCACUGGAGUGAAUAAUAAUAAUAAUAAUUAUAAUAAUAAUAAUAAUUAUAAUAAUAAUAAUAAUAAUAAUUGCACGUUCUUGAUGAAAUUUCUAGUCAAACUUUAUUAUUGGCAAUUUUUACAAUUUAUUUGUUAUCGCAUUUAUUAUUGUGAAAAAUUGCCAGAAACAUUUUUUCCGCCAUGAUUACAUUGUCCUUUAAUUAUUUAUUGAGUUUUGCAAUUUAAAAAAAAAAAUAAAAAGGUAAAUCCGUUUUAUUAAAAACUAAGUGUGUAAAGCGAGACAAACAAUCUUAACGCGCUCUCGAAUUUUUACUGUUAAGAUGUGGCGCUGUGUAAAUGUCGAAAAUGCGGAAAACAACUUUUUUUUGUCGCAUGUCUACGAAUUGAAUAGUUUUAUUUCAUUUUUUCCUUCGUUUCAGCUUUUUUUUAAUAAUAUACUUUAAUUUUUUAUUACUGAAUUUUUUCUAACAUAUUUUAAAAUAAAGAAAUAAUAGAA
Molecule: messenger RNA, 9040 nt
Organism: Leptopilina boulardi
Lineage: Eukaryota; Metazoa; Arthropoda; Insecta; Hymenoptera; Figitidae
Gene: l(3)80Fj
Product: eIF-2-alpha kinase activator GCN1
Exons: 10
Coding region: 101-8038 (2645 amino acids)
Biological process (GO): regulation of translation; cellular response to amino acid starvation
Cellular component (GO): cytosol
Molecular function (GO): protein kinase regulator activity
Source: RefSeq, a predicted model, not a curated record